AUGGCUACGUCAGCGUCAGCGGACGACAGCGCGCAGCUGGAGGCGGUGGUGCUAUCGGCGCUCAACUCGCUGUACCAGCCGCACCUGACCAACCCCGAGGCGACGCGCGCGGCGGACGCGUUCCUGCGCGGCUUCCAGCUCACACCGGCGGCCUUCGACGUCUGCGCGGCUCUGCUGGACCAGCUGUUGCCUUCCGAAAACAACGCGGCGCUAAAUUCGGAUGUCGUCCCCGCGGUCUUCUUUUCGGCGCAGACGCUGGCCAAUAAGCUGCGCCGCCAGCCCUCCACUUCAACCUGCGACUUCUGCGCGUGGAGUACGCGGAUCGUAGCCUGGUUAUCCCGCAGCGCCAAGCUGCCCAAGAUGGUGGUUACGCAGCUGUUGCUGGCCUUGGUGGCGACGUUGCCGCGUCUCCAGCCGCAAGACCUCAAGUUGCAGGACGCCCAGAACACAGCCAGCCUGCUCCUCGCGGUUAUCCGGGAGAGUUACGCCCAGUGCAAUGGCCAGAGUGUUGUGGGGUACGCCCUGCUACACUUGGCUCAGCACGGCGUAACCUCCACCGUACUCGCCGAGCUACUGCUGCUGCUAGUGGAGGAGGCGGACUCAUUGGCCGAGCGAGGACUCAGACAGAGGAUGCAGGACGAGGUGGACGCCUGGGCGCCCGCUGUGCUGGAUCAGCUGCUGCCCCAGGUCAUGCACGAUGCCAGCAGUACCCACUCAGUGGAUACCCAGGAAACGGUGCUGCGCGCGCUCACGAGCUGGUUACGUUACGUCCGCGUGGACGCCGAGGUGGUGGUGCGUAACCCGCUGCUGCACUCUCUGCUGGGCUUCCUGGCUCGCGACGAUCUUUUCGACGCGUCCGUGGACUUGGCGGUUGAAGUUGUGCGCUCGUACGCGCACCAGAACGUGGUGGUGCAGUGGCUGGCUCCGAGGUUAAUCUCGUUGAGAGGAGCUUUCGGUGCCGCAGCAGAGGUUGAGGACGUGGAUACGUGCUUGGGACUCUGCAGGAUCUUCACGGAGAUGGGCGAGGCGUACCUAGAGCUGUUACUGCAGCAACAUGCAGUGGGGAACGACCACGCGGCGCUGGUGGAUCUGCUACUGGACUGCAUGGGUUACCCGGACGCGGAGGUGGCGGAUGUAUCCAUCCCGUUCUGGUUCCGACUGCUUGAAGAGCUGCAGCGGCGCGCCACGCCCGCGCUCUUGGCGCAGUACAAGCCCCGACUGGAGCGGCUAGCGACUCUGUGCAUGCAGAAGCUGCAAUUUCGAGAGGAGUUCCCGACACUGCCACUGGACAAGCAGCAGGACUUCAAGGGCUUCCGUCAGGAACUCGGAGACAUUCUCCGUGACUGCUGCCAGCUACUGGGGGUUGAUGCUGUUCUCCAGCACUGCGUGAACGGAUUAAACCAGAUUUUCCAAGCACCUGCUGAGUCGCGUAGCUGGGAGGCGGUGGAGGCGCAUUUGCAUUGUUUCCGGUCCAUUGCACGGGAAGUGGAGAGGACCAAGUCCAACGCUGAAGCUCUGGACGCGCCUAUUACGCUGAUCUUCCAGCACCUCCCGCAGUUUGCCGACCACCCGGCGAUCUGCUACACGUCGUGUUUGAUUGUAUCGCGGUACGCUGAGUGGCUACGCGCACAUCCAGCAUCGCUUUCAGCCCAGGUGGGGUUUCUGAAUACCUGCGUGACUAAGAGCGCAGGGGAUGCUCGUUAUGCAGAGUGGGAGGUAGCGCGUGCCGCUGCAUCGGCAGUUCGCGCGUUGGCCAUGGACUGCUGGUCGAUGUUGGGGGGAGAUAUCGUCGCCUUCUACCUGCACAUUGAGGAGCACGAGCUUAUGGUCGUGGAGGACCAAGUCCUGAUUUUGGAGGGUAUUUGCGCGGGUGUGGCAAGUUCUGGAGAUAUGGCGCGCAUUUUGUCGCUUCUGGAUCAAGUCAUGAAGGGCAUUGGCCAGCGACUCACUGCGUUAUUUGCUUCGAGUGCUGCCAAGAGUCAUGUACAGGUCGGGCUUAACGAGUUGCUGCGGCUGAUGGCGAUUUACGAGUACCUGGACAUUACGAAGCUGCAAGGCGAGAAGCACCCGCUUGUGAUGCUUACCGAGCAGUUGUGGCCGCUGAUCAACCAGAUGCUGGCGCUGUAUCGCGGCCACGAUGAACUCGUGGAACGUGUCUGCCGUUGCUAUAAGCGCAUUCUUCGCAUGUGUGGUGCUGAAAUUGCCCCACUGCUGCCGCAGCUUGUGGACAACUUAUUGGCUUUCUACCAAGCAGAGCCAAAGUCGUCGUAUCUCUACACUGCCAGCAUGGUGCUCAAGUUUUUUGCUCGUGGUCGAACCAACUCGGCGGAGAUGGACUCACUCUUCGCUCGCAUGUUAUUUACGCUGAUCGAGACGACUACGCCGAUCUUCGCGAGUGUGAACGAUAUGGAAGCGCGCCCAGACGUGGUGGAAGAGUUUUUCUUCCUCAUGGAGCGUGCCGUGCGUUGCGUGCCGCAUGUGCUUGCUGCUCCUGUCCCGGGCUCCGCCUCGGGACAAGAUCGACCACUCAUGACGAGUAUGUUUUCGUGCGCAGUGGCAGCACUAGCCAUUUCGCACAACGAUGCCAACAAGGCGGUGCUGUGCUUUCUGGAGCAAGUAUACGUGCAAUCUCAGACUGAGGAUGCGCGUGUUAAGCUUGCUUCAUUGUGCACAUCUAGCAACGCGGCACACGAAGAUAGCAACAAAAUGUUGGUAAGUUAUCUGCUGCGAGGCGUUGUACUUGGCGCCAUGUCACCUACACGGGUGGAUUCAGACUACGGAUCGGCGGCGGGUGUUAUGCUGCAGCUAGCCAAGGUCAACGGCCCUCAGCUUCAGCUGUGGAUCGCAGAGUGGUUUGAGCAGGCCACGGCAGGAACGUUCGCAACUGCAGCAGUCAACUUCCUCACACCCGACGAGGCGCGCGAUUUCCAGAGCGAGCUGUUCAGUGCUGCUAACGAGCGCGCAUUCCGCCGUACCGUUCGUCAUUUCGGUAAGCUGUGCGCUUCUCGCAAUACAUCGUUAAAGGAUUGCGAGCGUCAGUAGAGCCCAGCAACAAAAGGCACCCAUACGUGCAGCGCUACUUGAACGGCACAAGGACCA
Molecule: messenger RNA, 3099 nt
Organism: Phytophthora sojae
Lineage: Eukaryota; Oomycota; Peronosporomycetes; Peronosporales; Peronosporaceae
Exons: 1
Coding region: 1-3042 (1013 amino acids)
Biological process (GO): protein import into nucleus
Cellular component (GO): cytoplasm; nuclear membrane
Source: RefSeq, a predicted model, not a curated record